GUUUUGUUUUGGCUAUUUUGAGGUAUCUACCAUAGGCUGCUGAAUUUUGUGACCCUCUCAUGAUGUUUGAUACUAACUAAGUGUUGUUGAUGCAUGGUGUGUCGGUGGUGUUGGGGUUGCGAAAUUGUCCUGGUUCUAUGCAGUGCUCGCUGGGCUUGCAUUUAUGUUUUCAGCUAGCAUUUUACUGCAAAUCCUGGCUUGUGCAAUAUACAACAACUGGUGGCCAAUGUUAACAGCUUUAAUGUAUGUUCUAGUGCCUAUGCCAUGUUUGUUCUUUGGAGGUGGCUCCACUCAUUUCUUGACCAGUAGGGAUGGUGGGGGCUGGAUAGAUGCUGCAAAGUUCCUUACAGGGGCAUCCGCUGUUGGGAGCAUUGCCAUUCCUGCAAUCCUGAGGCACGCUAAUUUGAUAGAGACAGGUGCCAUGUUCAUAGAGUUCACUUCUUUCUUCAUCCUCGUCUGUACUGUCUUGUGUUUUCACCGUGUUAGUCUUGAAGAUGAUUGGUGAUUAUCUACCUUAUGCAAGAAAGCAUACAACUACUGUGCGAUCAAU
Molecule: messenger RNA, 550 nt
Organism: Telopea speciosissima
Lineage: Eukaryota; Viridiplantae; Streptophyta; Magnoliopsida; Proteales; Proteaceae
Product: vacuolar protein sorting-associated protein 55 homolog
Exons: 5
Coding region: 164-505 (113 amino acids)
Biological process (GO): late endosome to vacuole transport via multivesicular body sorting pathway
Cellular component (GO): endosome
Source: RefSeq, a predicted model, not a curated record